UUUGACCAGAAGUAAUUUCAGAGUGAGAUGUAAACUCUUAUGGUUAAUAGACGUGUUGGAGGUGGAUAACCUACGUCAAUUGCAUACACAGGGGUCAUUUAGACCAAACCAUGUUUUUUCUUCAUCCUGUAAAAGGGAGAGUAAAAACUAACCGGACGUAUUAAGAUAUUCACAGAAGAAAAUGGCUUCUAAACUUGAAGAGGAGCUUUGCUGUCCCGUGUGCUGUGACAUCUACAAGGAUCCCGUCAUUUUGACCUGCGCUCACAGUGUGUGUAAAGCCUGUCUGCAGCAGUUCUGGGAGAGCAAAGGACACAGAGAAUGUCCCUACUGCAGGAGGAAGUGCUCUAAAGACUGGCAUCCUCCUAACAUGGCGUUGAGGAACCUGUGUGAGGUUUUCUUACAGGAGAAAAGUCUGAGUGCUUCAGGGUCUGAGGUGCUCUGCAGUCUGCACAGUGAGAAACUCAAGCUCUUCUGUGUGGAGGACAGACAGCCUGUGUGUGUGGUGUGCAGAGACUCAAGAAAACACAGCAACCACAAGUUCCAACCUUUGGAUGAGGCAGCAGCUGACUUAAAGGAGCUGCUGAGGAUUAAACUAGAGUGCUUACAGAAGAAGCUGAAGGUCUUUGAAGAAGCACAUCUUACCUGUGAUGAAACAGCUAAACAUGUGAAGACUCAAGCCCAGCACACAGAGGAUCAGAUCAAGGAGGAGUUUGAGAAGCUUCACCAGUUUCUACGAGAUGAGGAGGCAGCCAGGAUAGCUGCACUGAGGGAGGAAGAGGAGCAGAAGAGUCAGAUGAUGAAGGAAAGUGAGAAGAUGAUCGCAUCUCUUUCAGACACAAUCAGAGCCAUAGAAAAGGAGAUGGGAGCAGAUGAUGUCACAUUCCUGCAGAACUACAGGAGCACAGUGGAAAGAGCCCAGUGCACACUGCAGGAUCCAGAGAGGGUUUCAGGAGCUCUGAUCAACGUGGAGAAACACCUGGACAACCUGAAGGUCAAGGUCUGGAAGAAAAUGAUUGCUCCUGUGACUCUGGAUCCCAACACUGCACACCCACGGCUCAUCCUGUCUGAGGAUCUGACCAGCGUGAGAGUUGUUAAACAUAACCCAGAGAGGUUUGAUGAGUAUCGCAGUGUCCUGAGCUCUGAGGGCUUUAACUCAGGGACUCACUGCUGGGAUGUGGAGGUUGGAGAGAACACAUGGUGGAGUGUGGGUGUGAUGACCGAGUCUCUCCAGAGGAAAGGAAACAUUAGAUCCAAGAGUGGACGGUGGAUCAUGUGGUACAAUAGUGUUGUGUAUGGAGUACGUGCUCCUCCCAAUGCUGACAUUCCCCUCAAAGUGCAGCAGAAUCCCCAGAGGAUCAGAGUGCAGCUGGACUGGGACAGAGGAAAGGUGUCAUUCUCUGACCCUGAUAAUAACACACACCUACACACUUUCACGCACACUUUCACUGAGAGAGUGUUUCCGUACCUCAGUACUGAUUGUGAUCUCUGUCCUCUGAGGAUCCUACCAGUGAGUCCUCAGUAAGAUCAGAGCAGCACUGAUGGAGCUGAUGGUGUCUCUGACUGGACUCUCAUGAGGCCAGUAGGUGUGAUGUGGAGGUGUGCUGAAUAUAACGCACUUAAACCAGGAGAUGUAUUGAUUCAUUAAUACACCAAAUAUACUAUAUAUGAUGACCGAGUAUACUAAUGAUCUGUAUAUUGAUGACCAAGUACAGUAUGCUAAUGAUGACCGAGUUUGCUAAUGAUGACCGAGUAUACUAAUGAUGACCGAGUUUGCUAAUGAUGACCGAGUAUACUAAUGAUGACCGAGUAUAGCCUACUAAUGACGGCCGAGUAUACUAAUGAUGACAGAAUAUACUAUUGAUGACCGAGUAUACUAUUGAUGACCGUUGGUCAGUUUUGAACCCUGAAUGCAUUUGCUCCACAGAACCCCUCCCCAGUCUACGUCACCUCAGAAUAGAGUAAUGCUCUGAUUGGAUGCUGAAAGUAAAAAAGGGUGGGACAGAGCAAAAUUGGAGUCAUACUUUGACUCACAUAACUUCAACUCCAAUGUAAAUUAGAUUGAUUGAUUACUUAAAGUGAUAGAAUGCAUUCUAUUUAAGCCACUUAUUUCAAAAUG
Sardina pilchardus (European sardine) is the source of this 2116-nucleotide messenger RNA. RefSeq names its product zinc-binding protein A33-like. NCBI's taxonomy places the organism in Eukaryota, Metazoa, Chordata, Actinopteri, Clupeiformes, Clupeidae. The transcript is spliced from 6 exons. The record is from RefSeq and is a predicted model, not a curated record. Gene Ontology annotation, biological process: protein ubiquitination. The coding region runs from base 182 to 1522 and encodes 446 amino acids. Gene Ontology annotation, cellular component: cytoplasm. Gene Ontology annotation, molecular function: protein binding; ubiquitin protein ligase activity; zinc ion binding.